Molecule: messenger RNA, 6360 nt
Organism: Pseudonaja textilis
Lineage: Eukaryota; Metazoa; Chordata; Lepidosauria; Squamata; Elapidae
Gene: ELK1
Product: ETS transcription factor ELK1
Biological process (GO): regulation of transcription by RNA polymerase II; cell differentiation
Cellular component (GO): nucleus
Molecular function (GO): sequence-specific DNA binding; DNA-binding transcription factor activity, RNA polymerase II-specific
Source: RefSeq, a predicted model, not a curated record
UCCCCCAUUCACCCUCCCUAGGCACAUCCCAGAGCACCCACGCUGAGUGGCAAGGCGGUCCGGCGACGUCAAGGUCUUGCGGGGGACACUUCGCCGCCUCCCCACGCGAGAGAGCUCGCCUCGCCAAGCCCUCCCGACGGCGAUCCUUCCCAGCGGAGAGAGAGCCUCAACUUGAGAGCGGUCGGCAACCUGAAGUGAGACCAGCAGAGGUGGUGGGAAAGAGCAACAGGGCCAGCGGAAGAACUGAGAAGAAAAGUGGGGACGAGGGGACCAAGACGGGUCGUUCUCUCCUGGGAAACAUCAAGCGGACUGGCAAGCCACCUACCCCCCGGCGGCAGAGCUGGGCCCCCCUACCCAGCCCAUGGAGCCGCCGGGAUCUGGGUUGGGGGGCGCCGCCAUGCUCACUGUCAUGGAUCCUUCAGUCACUCUGUGGCAGUUUCUUCUGCAAUUGCUGGAACAGCAGAGCAAUGGACAUCUGAUUGCAUGGACAUCCAAUGAUGGGGAGUUCAAGCUGGUGGAUGCAGAAGAGGUUGCGCGACUCUGGGGUCUGCGGAAGAACAAAACCAACAUGAAUUAUGACAAGCUGAGCCGGGCCCUGCGUUACUACUAUGACAAAAAUAUCAUCCGUAAAGUCAGUGGUCAGAAAUUUGUCUACAAGUUUGUCUCUUACCCGGAACUUUCGAGCAUAGAAGGCACGAAGGAUGAGGCAGGUACCAAAAAAACUGAGCAGGUCCCAGGUGAGGCCAAAGGGGGUGAAGGAGCUUUUGGUACCUCCAAAGCUCCACGAGGAGGUGGAGGUGCCCCACGUAGCAGUCGAAAUGAAUACAUGCGUUCCGGACUGUACUCCACUUUCACCAUUCAGUCACUACAGAACCCUUCACCCAUUGGACGGCCCUCACGCCAGGAGACAGAGAUCUUACCUGUGGUGCCUCCUCUUGCUGCUGCUCCCGAGCCAAUGGCCCCCUUUUCCAUGACCCCAGUGGAAGACCUUCCACAACUCCAUAUAAGCAUUGAAGAACCGGAGGAGUCUAAAGAGUCCCUACAGGUCAUAGUGGAGCCUAUUCCAUUGGAGACUCAUGACCUUGAUGAGAAGGUGCUAGUGAAAGUGGAGGAGAACCUGGAUCUUGACGAAGAAGCAGCUGCUCUGAUGGUUUUAAUGGAUGGCGGAGUGAAGGAAGAGACAGCUCCUCCUGAGAAGUCUUCUCCGGAGAAGGAAUCUAUGGAGGCCGACCUGCAACAAGACGGAGAUAGGCUACUGAAGAAGGAAGGCCAGUUAUCUCCCAGCCUGGUGUCUGUUUCUCUUGAGGGACAGCCACAGAAGGGGAAGAAGCCUAAAGUCUUGGAGCUUCCUUCAUUGCCAACUCAAGAGAAAGUGAAUGCAGCUGUUAACAGCCUCCUGGCACCAGGCGGGACGGGAAGCACCUUGACACCAACCACAGUUAUUUCCUCCCAUGCACUGACUCCAGUACUGCUCACCCCAAGUUCCUUGCCACCCACCAUCCAUUUCUGGAGUACCCUGAGCCCCAUUGCACCACGUAGCCCAGCCAAGCUUUCCUUCCAGUUUCCCAGUAAUUCUAGCUCACAGGUUCACAUCCCGUCACUCAGUGUGGAUGGACUCUCCACUCCUGUAGUCCUUUCUCCUGGUCCCCAGAAGCCAUAAUCUUUCCUCUGCAUCACCAUAUCCUCUACUCCUGCCAAAGAACUGGCUUGAGUCUUUUUUCAAGUACUUGGGUCUACUUCAGCUAGACAGCUAUGUUGUCCCUUCGUUAACUGGAAGAACCCUUUGAUGAUUCAAGCCGCGUCAGCUUGAAGAAUGAAAAUGGCAUAGCAAGCAGAUUCAUCCAUUAAUCUUUGAUCUGCCAGAAUUUUUCUUUGAAACCAAAUGGUGUUUUGCUGGUAUCAAGCACUUGAUGUGUCGCACUUGCUUCUUGUUGCAAAAUUCAGGCAGCCCUCAAAUAUGUCUGUGAGGGCAAUGAGAAUAUAAGCUUUAUCUGGUCUCCUCUCCAAGAGGUUGCCCUUAUUUGACACUGUUGUGGCAAUAUGGCUUUCUUUAUCUGUCCCCUGUGGUGGUAGUCACUUUUAAUAACAGUUCAUCUGAUGGUCCAAGGUCAAGAAGGCUGCCAAUGUUCAUCCACUUUGCAAGAUAAAUCAAGUAUCUCACUUCAUCUCUACCUUUUUUUUUUCCUGGCUUACUUUUAGCUUAGUUAUUAUUAGAGAAGUAGAUCCUUCCAGCCAGGUUCAUGUUAGGAGUAUACAAAGAAACCAGUGCCAGUCCUAUUUGUUUUGUCUAAAUAUGGACAACAUGUUGAUAUGCAAGCCAUUUUUGUUUUGGCAGGAUAUACAGUCAUAAGGAAUUUUGGUCAGCUUUGAUCUUGGAUGGAUAGGUGUGGGAGUGCCAUAGCGAUUCACAUCGGUUGCAGGGGAACAAAGUAGAAAAGAAGAAGCACUGUUGAUCAUGUUUCUUCCAAGAAUACUGAUAAGUCAUUAUUGUAUCUGAUUUAGCUUCAUAGGGGAAAAAAAUAAUGGGAUGUGUUUGCUGUGCAACACAGUAGGAAUAAACUGUCAGCCAUCUUCUAUUUGACCAGCAAAAGCAACAACAUCAGUUGCAUUUAGUUUAAACUCUGUUGAUAAUGAUUUUUUUUGACUCGCUGAAGUAGGAAUGUUUCUGAUAUUUCUUUGGGAGAAAAAUUCUCCAUCUGACACCAAGAAUAUAUCUGGGGAGGUUUCGAUCAUUUCCCCUCAUUGGUCAAAAGUCACCGAUGCGUCAACAUGGAGACCAGAGAAUGAAGUCUGCUUACAGAAUUCAAGACCUGUUUUUUGAGGGGUAGCAGAAUGGUUUCCUUAAUUUAUUUCCUGGCGAUCAGAGGUCAUGACAGAAAUGGCCAAAGGGGAAGUCUUAACCCUCUUUAUUUUUGACUGCUUUUUAUGGUUUCGUUUCUGUCAUCAUAGAAGAAAUGUCAGGCAUCAGCUAUUAUGGUGGGAAAUGUUAAUUACAGAUUGAUCCUGAUCUCACAUACCUCUCCAGUUUUCUUCCAACUCUUGAGUCAUCCUGGAAACAGCAGUGACAAAUCCACCAUCUUAACAAUCUCUUCAAUUCCUGGAGCCAAAAAAGCUUUUUUUUUUAAAUGGAAACAGUGGAAAUGGUAUAUUUCUAUAGUUCCACAUUUUAUUUCAAGUGCAUCAUAAAGAGACUCUGCAAAGGGCUGUGUCUCUUUGUCAGUGGGUUUAUUAGAACUCAUAUAUUCAGAUGACAAAAAUUUCAUCACUAGUUUAUUGUGGGGUAUUUUUGGAGGUUAUCCAUAAGAAUUUGUUAAAGCCACAAAAGAUAUGCUAUUUCAGAGGUGUCAGCCAAUUACUAAUCAGAGUUCCUGGCACCUUAUAUUUUUUCACAGAGUAUCUAUAUCUAUAUAUCACAAUUUUAUCUAUUGUCAAGAGAGUUGUAUUAAGAGAAAAAGAGAUGGUUAAGAUCUAUAUUUAUCUUUUCAUCUGUCCAUUUUGAUAGCUAUUUUUUAAACCACAGGAUGGGAGUGAGAGAAGAUUCUUUUAAAGUGAAGUUGGAAAGCAUUUGGCUCUCUAAUUGUUUGUAUGUACCUGUGUACAGAUUUUGAAAUGAAAAGUGUGGAGAAAUGUGGUUUUGAAAUUAUUCCCAGUAGAGUUUGUAAUGGAACGUCAAUAAUGAUGGACCAGGUUCUCUUUAAGAGCAAUUUCCAACUGCGAUGGUUGAAGAUCUCAAGUCUUAGUUCAAACUAUUGAGAAGAUACCCCAGUCUGAAGCCUUUUCCAGGGUGGAGACCUGGGUGUUCCCUAAAGUGUUCCUUGGAAUCCUUGGUAUCGUUCCAGGAAUACUAACAGUUACUGAGCAGUUCCUUAGAAUAUGGAUAAUGAAAGUGGGCUCUAUAAGAGCAGAUAAACACAUUAAUACCAAUAAGAAGGAUUAAAGCAAACGUUUGAUGAGGUGGUCAGGCCAGACUCUGAACCUGGGUAUGAGAAAAUCUAUCAUUGGAGAAUGACUUCACUAAAAUUAGCGAUCACUGGGGUUUAGAUUAGAAUGUCCGAAAAUCUGUGGGUUAAAAUCUUGCAUAUGAAUCAGUCAUGAUGCAAAUAGGCAGCAGGAAAGGGACCCAGUUAAGAAAGCAAAGGAGGAAUGUGCCUGUAUAUCUUUUGGAACUAACAGGCUUACCUCCUCACAAUUUGUACUGUACUCCCAAGUGAUUUUUCUAUGCUCUAGCAGAAGUCUCAUUCAGUAUGUAAAACUUUAAUUAAAUUACCUGGGAAACUGAGUGCAGAGAGAUGAGCUAGGAGCAGGAUUUCACCUUCUAUAUGCCAGCUUGCUUUUAAUUCACUCCCUGCUCCAACUUUUCUGUGGGAUUGGUGUAGAAGUAAGUUUAAAAGAUAUGUUACAAUUAUGCCCACUGGAGCUCUGUUGUAAUUUUGAAGUGAUGGGAUAGAAUCUGAUUUCAUAGGUAAUUAAGCAAGUCUAACUGGAUUUAUUCUGGCGAGAAAGAGAUGAAACUGAGUAGGAGAUUCAAGAUUUAAUCAAUAUUUUAGAUACCGGAUUUGGGAAGGCUUCAAAAACACAUGUUUAUAGCCAGAAAAUAUGGUUUAUUUUUAAUCAUCCUAUUCUGUAGCAUUAAUAAUAAUGAUGAUUAUAUUUUUGUUGCACUUCCACAUUGCCUCCUCCUGGGAGAAAUCUAAGUGCUUUAUCAGAGGUGGUUUACAGUUUUAUUUAAUAAAUUAGGCACUUUGUGUAAACAGCAAUCUGCAAAACAAUCAGGUACAAUUCAUGGGUGUUACCAUUCAAAUCAUGUGUAAAUCAUAUGUAAUUUGUAUAUAAGUAAAUUGUGCUUUAGAGUAAACUGUGAGCACAGCAUGCAUGUGUAUAUUGCAAGCAUAUGUGUGUGUGUGUGUAUGCAGUAUACACACAUACACUAUACAUACAGACAUACAUAUACACACAUGCAUGCUGUACUCAUAUUCAGCAAAACAGAUGGAAAAGAAGACUAUAUUGUGGCUGAGCACAAAGCAUUUAAGCUGAUGUGUAAAAAAAAAUGAACAGUUAUUUUGUGGCACAUUUAUGUAAUGCCACUAGUACAUCAAGAAUAAGUAUUCGUAUUGUAAUGGAUCUGCAGUAUACUUUCAUACAAUAACUUUCAGUUUUAUUUUAGCCUUCCUACAUGCAAGCCAUGGGUAAACCAUCAGUAAAAUUGCAAACAUUGUUUCUUGUAAACUGUAAGUGAAAUGUGGUUAUACUUUGAGUACACCAUAUGCAAACAAUGAAUAAGUUAUGUAAGCCAUUAUUGACCUAUGGUCAAGCCAUGUGGAAGCCGAUGCAAAUGUUUAAACCCUUUGGGGUAUGGUUGCUUUCUUAAGUCAUUGGCUUUCCACAUUAAACCUCUGUUUUUCUCAUGCAGGUGCCAUUGGGCUUGCCCAGUUUUAUUGAGAGCACCCAGCAAAGUAGCUUUACAAGUAUCUUAUCUAGGACCAAUGGCUGCUUUGGCACUCUCUGUCCUGAAGUUUGGUCUUCAGGGUUAAUUGUUUUAAAGUCCUAAUAGGGCUUAGGAGGGUGUGGCUCACAGAGCCAAACAGUAGCACUAUGGUCCUAGGCUUCUUUCCUCACUUCAACUUGUGCAGCUUUCAGAAACUUUGUGCUAGAGUAAGACAAUAUUUUGUAGCCAUAUAUUAUUCCUGACACAAACAACAAAGGUAUCCCUGCUAUGGCAGCAUGUUCAAGGAGUAAUUGCAAAAGGACUAUUAAACAAGAUUGCAAACAUUUUACACACAAACACAGAGAGAAAGAGGGGGGGGGGAGAGAGAAGCACAUAGACACACACAGAGAUAUAUAACAAAUAAAUAUAUAUAUUCAUAAUGCACACACAUAGGUAUAUUUAUAUUCCUUCCAUAAGUAACUCUUCAGGAUUCAUAGGGCUAUGUAUUCCUUUAUCUUCAAAAAAAGGAAAACAGAUAAUUUAGAUAAUUUACUCUGAAAGUGCUUAAUGUCUUUCAAGUAACAUUAAUAAAAAUACUUGUAAGUUGAUAGUAUUCUCACCACAAUAGUUGUGGUUCAAUACUAUCAAAAUCACAAUAUUCUAACCAAUUAAUCUUAAAUGGGGACCUUUCAUGACUUACAUGUUUAAGUCCACCGAAAUCCAUGGGUUUGCUUCCAAAUUUUUUUAUUGAACUGGGUGAAGGCAGUAGAUAUCAGUCCUUUCAUAGCUUCUUCAUGGUGAAAAGAUGAAGUACUUUAAUGAACUGUGUACUGUUUCUGCUUGGGAAAAUAUUAAAUGAGAGAGGGAAGCAGCAGUAUCCUUAAAAUACUCCCCCAAUUUAAGUCAGGAGUUGUCUUUCUAGAUCAGAUGAGCAU